CAGGAAGACACAGUCAGGAACUACAUAUGGUCAAGUAGUUCCAAAGUCCAAAUGAUAUACCACCUAACGUAAUGUCUUUCUGAGGCUCAGGCAUUAUUGACUAUACUGUAGUAAUCUUCUCCGCCUUGCGGAUAUUUAACUUAAUCCUUGAAUGCAUUAUCCAUUCCAUCCAUUCAACUCUUAGCUCCUCUCUAAACUAGUUAUGUAUCUUAAUGACUCUCCUCAACUUCUUGCAGUCAUUGAUCUGAAAAUGACAAAGGGACCGGCACAUAGUCUUCUUCUACAUAUGAUCCACUUCUUGAAUGUUUUAGUGUUGAUAAUUCUUUAAGAAAAAUGAAGAAUGAGAAUGAAUCAUAUCAAAGACAUAUUCCCCUAUAAAUGAUGUAAUUUUUAAGGAGUGGAGAGAAGUUUUUUUUGUUAAAAUUUAAAGUUUAAACCGUUGUUAAAAAUAACAUAAUGGUACUUUCUGGAAAUAAAUUUAAUGGAUUUUUUUUUUUAAUUUUCCUUAUUUUGUGCACUUUUCCUGAGUUCCAAACGUAAAUAUGUUCUUUUAGAGCUAAUACUACUAUAGUAGUUUUAUUUAUCUAGGGUUUGUGGAAUUCACCACGAAGCCAGCCAGCCAGCCAGCCAUGGAAGAUUCACAACCGUCUCUCGUUCACGCAGGAAACAACAGCACAACAACAACAACCAUUCCUUUUGAUCUGAUCAUCGAGAUACUCUCUCUACUUCCUGCGAAAUCGCUCUUUCGAUUCCAAUCCGUGUCAAAACAAUGGUUCUCUACCAUCCGCAGCAAAUUUUUUGUAGACUUGUUCCAGACUAGGUCAAAGAGUCGGCCUCGUCUCCUUCUCUCGCUCUAUCUCAGAGAUGCUGAGGAGCAGUUCAUCUUUUCGGCUCCUGAACACACAUACGAUGAUGAUAAAUCCUCCUCCACCUUUGUCAUGGCAAGAUACGAUAUGUCGAUCUCGGCUCCAGGCUACAACGUGCUAUAUGGUGCGGUCAACGGUUUUGUCUGCUUCAAAGAUGUUAGCUGUAAUACCAUCGCCGUUUAUAAUCCCACCACUAGACAAAUUGUGAAACUGCCAGACUUUACACCCAACGGAAGAUACAUGCAAGCACGUCUUGGGUACGAUCCAGUCGAAGAUCAGUACAAGGUGUUAUGUGCGAAGAUGUUUGACCAUAAAAGGCAACAACAACAGGAGCAUUUCGUUUGCACUGUGACUUCAUCUCAGAAACAAGAGUGGAGAAAGAUCGAGAACCUGACCGGAGAUAAUUACAGAGAUGUCUGCGGAGAGACAUGCAUUGAUGGUGUUCUGUACUAUGGAGCUGAACAUUCAAGAAUAGUUAGGUUCGAUGUUAGAUCUGAGAAGAUUGAGUUUAUAAAAAUCCCCAAGCUGGAGUCAUAUAUAUCUCACACAUACAUGUCCAUAUUUAUAAAUUACAAGGGGAAAUUGGCCGGUGUAGAUUAUUCUUUCACAAAAAAUUUGAUGACAUUGUGGGUUCUUGAAGAUGCUGAGAAACAGGAAUGGUCGAGCAUGACGUGUGUCUUACCUUCUAAGUUAGAAAAUUUACGUGAGACUCACUUAAUGUCUCGAGGAGUGAUCCAUACGGGCGAGCUUAUGGUGUUCGGUCGAUUGUUAGACUCAUCUAAGCCUUAUUAUAUUUAUUAUUAUGAUUUUAAUAAAAGAAUCAUAAGAAAAGUCGAGAUUCGAGGAAUGAAGGAUGGUGAUUUCAGACGUAUCAAUGGGACUAGUUGGAUGAUAUGUUAUCCAGGACACAUUGAGAAUAUUAAGUUCUUGUAA
This is a messenger RNA of Brassica napus (rape), 1799 nucleotides long. RefSeq names its product F-box protein At1g30790-like. Lineage: Eukaryota; Viridiplantae; Streptophyta; Magnoliopsida; Brassicales; Brassicaceae. The transcript has a single exon. The record is from RefSeq and is a predicted model, not a curated record. The coding region runs from base 630 to 1799 and encodes 389 amino acids. Gene Ontology annotation, molecular function: protein binding.